Messenger RNA from Exserohilum turcica Et28A, 1475 nucleotides. RefSeq lists its product as uncharacterized. The coding region runs from base 1 to 1401 and encodes 466 amino acids. Gene Ontology annotation, molecular function: transcription cis-regulatory region binding; DNA-binding transcription factor activity, RNA polymerase II-specific; zinc ion binding. Gene Ontology annotation, biological process: positive regulation of transcription by RNA polymerase II. The transcript has a single exon. The record is from RefSeq and is a predicted model, not a curated record. NCBI's taxonomy places the organism in Eukaryota, Fungi, Ascomycota, Dothideomycetes, Pleosporales, Pleosporaceae. Gene Ontology annotation, cellular component: nucleus.
AUGUCGGGCCCAGAAUCGUCUGGCAGCAGCCCACCGAAGCGUCGCCGCACAGUUGAAGGCUCGUGCUGGCCCUGCAAACAAAGACGCGUGAAGUGUGAUCUCCAGAAGCCUUGCUGCCGUCGAUGCAUCACCUCCAAGACCGAAGACUGCAGCUACGACAAAGUGCUGCUUCGGUGGAAGAAGCGGCCUGCCAAGACCGUGCCUGAAUGCCAGUUGCAGCUGUCUUCAGGCCACGCUCUGAAUGGCCUCGACUUGGCUGUCAAUGAACGGAAAGCUCUUGACUACUUCCAAGCCUGUCUAUGGCCUCUUCUAUCCACGGCCCAUGACCCGUGUCCGCCUCCGGUUGCACUCGCCUUGCGUUCUCAGCCAGUCCUCCAGGCCUUGUGUGUAUUUGCAGAAGAGCAUCGUGCCCUGCAAGGAACAGGGUCGUCCAAGCAAGCUCUCAACAAGAGGCGUGCGCACUGUCUGGCCGCCAUCCGCAACCAUCUGGGUGGUGGGACUCCUGAAAAGAAUGCUCUUUCUGCGCUCCUAGUAGCGGUGCUACUGCUAUACUUCUUGGAGGGUUAUGUGAAUUGCACCAGGGACGAUGCAUCUACCCAUUGCCACUUUUCAGGCGCACUGGCUAUCAUCAAUGCUCUUGGAGGCUUCGAAGCCACAUGGAGCUCGUCCGACAGAAUCACUAGAAUGCUCCUUUCCGAGUUUGCAUCUACUGACCUGACUGAUGCUCUACUUCAGGACAGGCCACCUUCCUUCCCGGCCAUCGUAUGGAAUUGUAUGGAAGCUCGCUCCGUAUGGUGGCAAACGGUUCCCGGGAGCACGUCUCUUGGCUCUGUUCUGUCUAUUCUGGCUGAUAUGAGCUUUUACCGUCACCGACUCAAGAAUGGCGCAGAUCUCUGCCCGGAUCAAGUACAGGCAUUCGAGCGUGCUCUUCAACCUACAAAUCCAGCGCUUGACCCCACGACCGAAUCUGAAUCCGAUUCCAGUGGUGAUGCAGACGAAGCAUUGUUGAGUCCUUCACUUACAGCAUCGCUUUCGCUCAUUCUUGCCUUCCAGCACGCGGGUCUCAUUUACCUCUAUAGUGCAAUCCAUGACAUGCCAGCCAAACACGUUCUUGUGCAGCAGCACGUGCAUGCUUGCCUCGAAUAUAUUCGAGGAAUGGAUGCGAGAUCGAAAGCACAGAAUUGUGCCCUUUUCCCGCUCUACGUUGCUGGUGCUCAUUCACUUGAAGAGGGACACAGGACCUUCGUUUCGGAAAUACUAAGCAAAAUCCACAAGAGUUUGCGAUUCGAGUCCGUUUCAUCUAUACGGACAACUCUCGAGAAGUUAUGGCAGCCAUCCCGGCGCCCUACUACUUGGGUCGAAAGCUUUAUGGAUACAGCUACGCAUACCCUGGUUAUAUGAACAGAUGUUGUUCCAUCUGAACACUGCGAAAAUACAACGCGGACGCGGUCACAGAACACUGGGAGAAAACAUUC